Molecule: messenger RNA, 933 nt
Organism: Punica granatum (pomegranate)
Lineage: Eukaryota; Viridiplantae; Streptophyta; Magnoliopsida; Myrtales; Lythraceae
Source: RefSeq, a predicted model, not a curated record
AUCUUCAAUAAAAUCUGUACAAUAAGUCUAUAAAUUGGAUCUUCUCUGAGAGGCUUGGAAACCAGUAUGAUGAACUUUGCCAUCAGCAGAGCGGCAGCAAGAAACUACUACCCUUAUCAGACUCUGCUGGCGCCCCCCACGGCCGGUCGGAGACCCGGCGGAGCAGUCAAGUUGAGGCGGUUGACUGUGGUGUCUAGCAGCUGCAAGACGGAGGACACAUCCGGAGGCAACGACAUGGACAAGGUCGAUGACCAGGCGCCGAAAGUGAAGGAUAAGGAUGCUAUGGAACACUCAUUUGGAGAGGGAUACGCGACGAGGAGCGACGAGGAAGGGUUCGGGGGGAUCUACGGAGGGAACCAGCCAGGUGAGAUAAAGCAUGCUAACGAGAUCCACGAGGAUCACCCCCUUUAUGACAGGACGCAGGGGAGCGAAGUCAAGGAGAAGGAGAAGGCACGCCACCAGACUGGAGCCUAGUCGUAAGCGACUCUUAGUCGCAUCUGCCUCUCCGAUAUGUCACCCGGCUUGCGGGUUCGAGCUUGGGAUGCGGUGGAUAGUGCAGUACCAAGUGCAGCCGUUUUCCUAAGUAGUUUACUGUUCUAGUGAGGUUCUACAAUGAGGUGACGAGUCGUGCACAGUAACUCACUUUUGAUUUGUCCUAUUUGGUUGGGCAACACAAACUUAAUGGAGUGUUAAAAUAUAGCAUGUAUGAAGAUUUCCCUCCCUUCCAAUUGCAUCUUUCCUUCAAUAGUAGUCCUGAGAUUGAUUGUCGUCGGCCUAUAUUUGAAGGUCAAAAGCUGUACCAUUCGUCACUGCGGUGGGUGCCAAUGUACCGGCAAUAUGAGCGCCGGGUACCGGAAAUACAAGUGCUGAUGCCCCGGCAAUACUGUAAUAAAAUGUUAUGCUUGUGUCAUAAUUUAAGAACGGUUUCGAUUA